CCUUCUUUAUCUACUUGCAAUUCUUUUGGCACUUGCUGAACCAUGACCAUCAUCAAUUCCAGACUACCCGAUAUUGACAUCCCGGCGACAGACCUGCCGACGUUUUUCUUUGGCCGUCUGGGCGCCAAUGCCGAUUUUGCACGCGAAAACGAGCCACGACCUCUCCUCGUCGAUGGUGAUGUUGACGAUGGCGAUUCGCUGACACUGGCCGAGCUCGAGUCGCUGACCACACGGCUGGCAUCCGGGCUCUACCACACGGUGGGCGUCCGGCCCGGCGAUGUCGUGGCCAUCAUCUCGCCUAACACUAUUUACUACCCGGCCGCUGUACUUGCCACAUUAAUGGUUGGAGCAACAUGCACCCUGGUCAACCCGGCGUAUACGGCACGCGAGGUGGCAUACCAGCUGGUGGAUUCAAGCGCCUCAGCUGUUGUUGCAGCAGCUGAUUUUCUGCCUAUUGUACAAGCAGCGCUUGACGACGACGUCCAGGGCAAUCUCUCGCGCAUUUCGCUGACAAAUAAUGUGCUGGUCAUCGGCAAAACGCCGGUGGUUGUUGGAAGCACCAGUGUGCCGUCGGUCUUUGACGUACUGAGUGACAGCGAGUACCCUCGUGUUCUGCUAACCACCGAGCAAGAGGCCAAGGGCACCACCGCCCUGCUGUGCUACUCUAGCGGCACCACCGGCCUGCCCAAGGGUGUCAUGCUAAGCCACCGCAAUGUUGUUGCCAACAUCCUGCAGUGCUUUGGUCUGCUCACCGACGACUUCACCAAGGAGCGCCCCCAAACUACCCUGGCAUCCGCUGGCAUAGCCGUGGUUGUAAUAGCAAAGUUUGAAAUGGCGCGCUAUCUGACCCUGAUUGCCAGACACAAGGUGACGCAGUCGCCAGUGGUGCCGCCGAUUGUCAAUGGGCUGGUCAAAUUGCCGAUUGUGCGCGACUAUGACCUGUCCAGCCUUCAGCUGCUACUUAGUGGCGCUGCACCGCUGAGCGCUGCCAUGGCCCUGGAGCUCAAGAAGUGUAUCCCCAAUGCCUGCGUGGUCCAAGGAUACGGUGCAACUGAGGCGUGCCCAGCGCUGUCACUCGGGUGGCCAACCAGCAUGAACAUCAGGUCCACAGGCAACCUGUUAGCCAGCGUCCAGGCAAAGGUCAUCGACGACGAUGGAAACAUGCUGGGAGUAGGCGAGACCGGCGAGCUGUGCUUCCGCGGACCCAACAUCAUGAUAGGAUACCUCAACAACGAGCAGGCUACCGCCGACACUAUUGACACCGACGGCUUCCUGCACACUGGCGACAUUGGGUACAUCGAUGAGGACAGGUUCGUGUAUGUGACCGACCGCAAAAAGGAGCUGAUAAAAUUCAAUGGCUUCCAGAUUGCGCCGGCCGAGCUCGAGGGCCUUUUGCACCAGCACCCGAGUGUCCGCGACGUAGCAGUGGUGGGCGUCUAUGAUGAGGAGCGCAAUACCGAGGUGCCCAGGGCGUUUCUGGUGCUCAACAUCGACGACAAGCUGCAGACACCCGACCAGGUUGCUGGUGAGGUCGUCGAGUGGCUCGAUGGCAGGGUUGCAUACUACAAGAAGCUGCGUGGUGGGUACCGCCUUGUGGAUGCGAUCCCCAAGAGCGCGUCAGGCAAAAUUCUGCGCCGCAUGCUGAAGUGAAACACACCACCAUAGCAAAAGCUGACCGUUUUUAAAAUAAUAUUCCAUCGACGAUC
Molecule: messenger RNA, 1706 nt
Organism: Linderina pennispora
Lineage: Eukaryota; Fungi; Kickxellomycota; Kickxellomycetes; Kickxellales; Kickxellaceae
Product: acetyl-CoA synthetase-like protein
Exons: 2
Coding region: 43-1650 (535 amino acids)
Molecular function (GO): CoA-ligase activity
Source: RefSeq, a predicted model, not a curated record